CAUCACGCUGGGUCUGAGCGGACACUGCACUUGCGGUGCCAAACACACAGAACCAAAUCCGUGAAAUCUCGCAGGACACCAACCAGUAUGAAACAUAGUAUGUGCGACUGUUUGUAAGCUAUAGAUCAAGAGCAGCCGCUCUGCGAAGCCGAUCCCCGCCAAUUCGCGAGAUGGCCGAGUUCACGGAAGCGGAGAAGCGCGAUGGCUUUGCGGUGCGCUACUCGCCCGGCAAGGGCCGGCAUCUGGUGGCUGCUCGCGCCUUCGCGGCGGGGGAGGUGGUGCUGCAGCAGGAGCCCUACGCGGCAGUGCUGUCGGACGAGAUGACCCCCGGCGUGUGCGAUCAUUGCUUCCGGCACUGCGCCCGCCCGCUGCGCUGCGGCCGCUCCCGCCUGGCGCGCUACUGCUGCCGCGCGCACCAGGCGGCGGCCUGGGGCCCGGGCGGCUACCGCGCCGAGUGCGAGGCGCUGGUGCGCUGCGCGCCGCGCGUGCCGCCGCCCACCGUGAGGCUGGCGGCGCGCGUGCUGUGGCGCCGGGCCAGGGAUCUGGAGCAUAAGAAACAGCAGCAGCAACAGCAGCAGUUCGGCACUGCCCCCGUCGCCACUGCCAGUCAACCGACCGCACCAGCACCAGCACCAGCAGCACCAGCACCAGCACCACCAACGGCUCACGCGCACCACGACCCGCCGCACGACUCGGACCACGAGGGGCUGUGGGCUCUGUGCAGCCACUGGGAGUCGCUGGACGCGCGGCGGCGGGGCAUGUACGCGCAACUGGCGGUGGUGACCUGGCAGUACAUGUUCGGUACGCCCGACGGCCCCCUGCCGCCCGCGGACGGAGACGAGGCGGUGGCCGCCGCCAGCAGCAGUAGCACGGGUGCUGCCGCAGGUGCUGCUACUGCCGCCUGGCCUGGCUUUAAGGAGGUGGCGCAGCUGCUGGCGCGACUGGCGGUCAACUGCCACACGGUGUGUGAUGAGGAGCUGCGGCCGCUGGGCACGGCGCUGUACCCGUCCGGCGCCUUGGCCAACCACAGCUGCAGACCCAGCACCGUGCAGGUGUUCCGCGGCCGCACGCUGCAGCUGCGCGCGCUGCGCCCGCUGGCGCCCGGCCAGGAGGUGACGCUGUGCUACCUGGAGCCGGCCGCCACCGCGCAGGAGCGGCGGGAGGCGCUGUGGGACAGCUACUGCUUCGACGUGGCGGCACCCGCAACCAGCGGCGGUGCUGGUGCUGGUGCUGGUGCCGGUGCCGGUGGUGCUGAUGGUGCUGGUGCUACAGCCGCUGGCGCUACUGCUACUGCCGCUGGCGCGGAAACCGCUGAGGAUGCUGCUGGGGCUGGGGCGACAGCAAUGGAGGUGGAGGGAGAGGGGGCUGCCGCUGCCGCGCCCGGUCGGCCGGCGGGUAUGGCGGCAACGCCGUUCUGUGCGGCUGCGGCGGCUGAGUGCCUGCGGCCGCCGCCGGCCCUCACGCUGGACCUGAUGCCGGGCGCCCGACUGCUCGUGUACGGCCCCAACACAUCCACCACCACAACCAACACAACCACCAGCAUUGACACCAACAGCACCACAACCACCAAUACCAUCACUAGCAGCACCAACAGCAUCACCACAACCACCACCAACAGCACUAGCAGCAACGGCGCCGGCGAGGGCACGGGGCCGGCGGCUCACUGGAGCGGUCGGCCGCCGUGGCCGGAGGAUGAGGGCGUGGACACGGAACUCACACGGGUCGUGUGGGCGCCCGCGGCGGCGGCGGAGGCGGAGGCGGAGGCGGCGGUGCCGGUGGCGGUGGCGGGCGGGCUGCUCGCGAGGCUGGUUCCAAAGCGACCGAAUGAGCCGGAAGAGGAAGAGGAGGAGGAAGAGGAGGAAGGAGAGGAGGAGGGGGAGGGUGGGGAGGGCGGGGCAGGGCGGGGGCAACAGCAGGGGCUAGGGUCUGUAGGUGAGGAGGAAGAGGAGGGCGCAGGCGCGGGGGCAGGAUUGGGGCCGGGGGCUGCGGCGGGGCGCGGGCAUGCAAGCGCGCCGGGGCGCCGGCCGCCGCCGCUGCAGAUGCCAGCGAAGCCCGGGGGAGGCGCAGGCGGCGGCGGCGGUAGCGGAGGCGGCGGAGGCGGCAGGCGCGAGCAGCCGCCGCGCAUUGAGGUACUCGCCUGGGGACCCUGGGUGUCGCAACUCCUGGCAGCGGCGGCAGCAGCUGGCGCCGGGAAUGCAGCUACAGCUACAGCUACAGCUGCUGCUACAGCCGCGGCCUCGGCGGCGGGUGCUGCUACUGCUGCCGCCGGGUCCGGCCCUGUGCCCAGUCAUGCCGCGGUUGCGGGGCUGCUGCGGCGGUGCGUGGCGGCGCUGCAGAUGUCGGCGUGUGCGGCGGAGUUUGCUGGCGAGAAGCGCUUUGGCAACGCUGUGGAGUUGCUGGUGGGUGCCCUCGACACACUAGCGCAGCCCGACUCGCCGGAGAAUCAUUCACGCCAGCCGCCCAAGCCAGCAAUAACGGCAACAGAGGCGGCGUCGGGGCCUGGGGCGGCGGCGACGGACAGUGCUGUUGGCCCCGGCGGCGGCGGCGGCGGUCUGGUGCUUGGUCCACACCACCUGCUCACAGCCCGACUGCGGGCGCAGCUGCUCAAAGCUGCCAUUGACUGUGCCAGUAGCGGCGGUGGCGGCGGCGGCGGCCGCAGCGCCGGCGACUGCAUGGAUGUAGACGGCAGUGGCGGCGGCGGCGGCGGCGCCGCGGGGGAGGAGGACGAGGGGGCCGGGGUGCAGCGGAUGUGGCAGUUGGCUCUCGGCACGGCUCGGGACCUGGUGCCGCACUACCAACUCGUGUACGGAGCCGUGAUGGCGGCGCCAGGCUGUAGCGGUUACAGUGGCAGUAGCAGUGGCAGUGGCAGUAGCAGUAGCAGCACCGCCUGGCCGGGGCUGUCGCUGCAUUUCGCCACAGUGGCAAAGCUGGAGUCGCUGUUGGGCCGGCCGCGGCGGGCGCUGGCGGCGGCGGCGGCGGCCAUGGCUGGGCUGCGCCUCACGCAUCCGGUCGGAGCGGCAAGUGGCGGCGGCGGCAGCGGCGGGGAUGGCGGCGAGGCGGCGGCGGUGGGUGAGAGUGUGACGGCGCAGGUGCUGCGGGUGGCGCGGGAGGCGGAGGCCGAGAUGGCGAUGCGGCAGCAGCAGCAGCGGCAGCGGCGGGUCAUGGCGGGGGCAGCGGGCGGGCAGCAGGAUGAGCAGGAGGAGGAGGACUGAGGAGGACUGAGGAGGACUGGCCAGGGCAAGGCGUGCAGCGCUGCCCUAGCUCACUUGGCAGCUUCAGCCUGCUGGGUGAUACAAAGCAAACGAGCAUCAUGGGUGGUGGGCUGGAUGGAGAAGCAAGACACGGGCCGUAAGGAGGAGGGUUGCUGGGGUGGGGAGGUGUAGGAUCACGUGUGCCGCUGUUCGGUAUGGGGUUCGGGACUGGAGGAGGGUGCGGGAAGUAGGAUGGUAGAGCGGCGGCGGGGGCACGGUGUGAAGGACACACAGACACGGUGACACGCUGUUGAUGCUGCGGCACACGCUGCGGUUGCGGCUGGGCGGGCUGAGCCAUUGUACGGAAGUUGGCUGGGGGCGGGCUAGGCGCCUCUGCUGCCCAUGCAUACGGGUGGACGGCCGAAUGGCCGAUCAAGUCG
Chlamydomonas reinhardtii is the source of this 3631-nucleotide messenger RNA. RefSeq lists its product as uncharacterized. The transcript is spliced from 7 exons. Gene Ontology annotation, cellular component: nucleus. The coding region runs from base 171 to 3212 and encodes 1013 amino acids. The record is from RefSeq and is a predicted model, not a curated record. Gene Ontology annotation, molecular function: protein binding. Lineage: Eukaryota; Viridiplantae; Chlorophyta; Chlorophyceae; Chlamydomonadales; Chlamydomonadaceae.